This is a messenger RNA of Bathycoccus prasinos, 294 nucleotides long. RefSeq lists its product with no specific name. Gene Ontology annotation, molecular function: RNA binding. The coding region runs from base 1 to 294 and encodes 97 amino acids. NCBI's taxonomy places the organism in Eukaryota, Viridiplantae, Chlorophyta, Mamiellophyceae, Mamiellales, Bathycoccaceae. Gene Ontology annotation, cellular component: U4/U6 x U5 tri-snRNP complex; Lsm1-7-Pat1 complex; U6 snRNP. The record is from RefSeq and is a predicted model, not a curated record. Gene Ontology annotation, biological process: mRNA splicing, via spliceosome. The transcript has a single exon.
AUGGCGUUACCGACGAAGCAAUCCGCGGCACCGAACAACCCUUCCCUCCUCCUCCCGUCUGAACUCGUGGACAAAUGCGUCAACGAGAAAGUCUGGAUAAUCAUGAAAAACGGACACAAAGAAUUCACCGGGACUUUGAAAGGAUUCGACGUGUACGUGAAUUGCGUUCUGGAAGACGCGAUCGAGUACGAUCGAGACCAAGAGAGCGGGAAAGAAACGACGAAGAAUUUGGAGAGCAUUUUGCUGAACGGGAAUAACAUAUGCAUGAUCGUGCCCGGAGGGGAGAGGAGUUGA